Messenger RNA from Parasteatoda tepidariorum (common house spider), 992 nucleotides. Its product is annotated as small ribosomal subunit protein mS26. The record is from RefSeq and is a predicted model, not a curated record. Gene Ontology annotation, cellular component: mitochondrial small ribosomal subunit. NCBI's taxonomy places the organism in Eukaryota, Metazoa, Arthropoda, Arachnida, Araneae, Theridiidae.
GUGACUAGUUGUUUCCAUUUCAACUUAAUGCAGUUUUUCAAAUCUUUUAUGCUACUUUAUGGUCGUAAACGGAAUAAAACUUUGAUUCAGUUUUUGCUUUGAAUCUCAGCUGCUCCAUGUUCUCAGAAAAGUUCUCUGAAAAAAUUAUGAAUAAUAAACAGUGAUCCGAGGAUUCUCGUAAUAUAAUGAAAUUAUAAUGAUAUAGUUGAUGAAAGCAAAUAUUUUAAAUUCUAGAUGGCUCAAAUUAUCCGAUCUUUUUUAUGUAAAAAUUAUAUAACUUUACAGCAUGGUUUUAGAGGUUCAAUUUAUAAUCAACUUCGAUGGCGACGUAAGGAACCUAAAAGAAAGCCUCUUUGGAUGCCUACUGCUAAGUCUAAACUAUUUAGAAUCCCACAGCAUCCAUAUGUUUCAGAAGAAGAAAAAGAUUUAAUAGAUGAUUUGUUAGAUGAAUAUUACAUUAAACUUGAGUCAUUGCGGAAAUUAUUUCAAGAGGAAUUGAAACAAAAAUUUGAAGAUGAAGGAUUCAGUUUGAAAAAGCAACAGGAAUCAAAAGAAAACUUUCUAUCAUUAUUAGAAGAGAACAAAAAAGAGAAUGAACGAAUAAAGUUAAUAAGAGAAGAAACACUUGAAAGAUUAUUUCAAGAAAAAGCUCUUAAACUUUUAGAGUUCCAAGAACAGAAAAAAGUAGAAGAUGAAAAUAUAAAAUUAAAAGUUGAUGAAAUAGUACGUAAAGAAAAGGAAAAAGUUGCUGGUUACAUAACAUAUGAAAAUUUAGAUGAAGCCAUUGAAAAAGCAAUGGAAAAUCCUGUCAACUAUAACUUUUGCAUAGAUGUUAAUGGUAGUUUAAAAUGGGAAGGAAAACCCCCUGCACAUUUUGAAGAAGAAAUGAAAAGGAGAAUGGAUGAAAGUAUAGCAAAGAAUUAAACAAGUUUUUAUUUUCUUGUAGAUUAAGUAUUUCUUGUAUUAUUGCUUUUUAAUAAAAUAUUGCCUUA